AUGGCCGAACAUCCCACCCAUAUUCGACACCUACUCCUUUACGAGUUCGAAUCUGGCCACCUCGCUGCUGAAGCUCAUCGAAACUUAAGUCAAGUAUUCGGCACUGAAGCUCCUUCUGAGCGGUCUGUGAGCGCCUGGUUCCAGCGCUUCAAAGCCGGAAACAAGAAAGUCAAAGAUGAGACUCGCUCUUAUCGACCGACUGCAAUAUCGUCCAACGAACUGAAGAAUCUGGCGGAGCAUCAUCCAUAUGAAGAUGUGCGGUAUUUUGCUGCCAGUCUUGGCUGUUCGCUGUCCACCGUGAGCAGUGGACUGCGAUCUCUCAGAAUCGUGAAAAAGCUCGGUCAGUGGCUCCAAAGACGUCUGGACAUCUGCACUCAGCUACUCUUCAGAAGCCGCAGAUUCGACUGUCUGGACACCAUUGUCACUGGAGAUGACAAAUGGGUCUUCUAA
Necator americanus (New World hookworm) is the source of this 450-nucleotide messenger RNA. RefSeq lists its product as uncharacterized. Lineage: Eukaryota; Metazoa; Nematoda; Chromadorea; Rhabditida; Ancylostomatidae. Gene Ontology annotation, molecular function: double-stranded DNA binding; histone H3K36 methyltransferase activity; histone H3K4 methyltransferase activity. Gene Ontology annotation, cellular component: condensed chromosome; nucleus; site of double-strand break. The record is from RefSeq and is a predicted model, not a curated record. Bases 1 to 450 code for a protein of 149 amino acids. Gene Ontology annotation, biological process: DNA integration; double-strand break repair via nonhomologous end joining; replication fork processing. The transcript has a single exon.